Acaromyces ingoldii is the source of this 832-nucleotide messenger RNA. RefSeq lists its product as hypothetical. The coding region runs from base 260 to 727 and encodes 155 amino acids. The record is from RefSeq and is a predicted model, not a curated record. NCBI's taxonomy places the organism in Eukaryota, Fungi, Basidiomycota, Exobasidiomycetes, Exobasidiales, Cryptobasidiaceae. The transcript has a single exon.
GAGACGUAUUCAAGCUCCUCCUUGGUCCUUCUCUUCUUUUGUCCCUUCUUUGGCACCGCACAAGCACCGCCGCGCUGCAGAUAUUCCUUCUAGAGAAGAACAUGGUAGCACUGCCUUUAUGACGCAUACCCUUCGGUCUGGACGAGAAGAUCGUGGCAAGUAUGUCUUCUCGUUCUGGUUCUUCAUAUAUACGAGCUACGGAGGGGAGUUGGCUGACAGGAUGGAAAGACUUGCCCAUCACCUUGGGGCACGAUGAAAGAUGAGCUGCGAAGCGAUGCAGAUGGGCCCGCCCGACAAUUUUCCCAUUCGCGUGACCACAAUGGCGACCAGACCGGUGUCUCUCCUUGCGUCAUCCCCGCCCUCUCCUCCUCUUCCUGCUUCAUCUUCUCGUAUGAGUCGUCAGCCAGCGAGCGGAGGGGCUGCAAGAGCAGAAACAUCAAAAUCAAGGGAGGACGUACACGCGACGGGCGCAAGUAGCUCGACGCAGGUUUUAGAAGACGACAUGCCCCCUUCGAGCCGCAACAGACACGGCGAGCUUUCUGGUAAAGCUCGUCCCAGAAUCAGGAUCACAUCGCCGCUCUUUUGCUACCGCCUUGGCUCGUUGUACUACCCACGCCCACCAAAGCGAGCGGCGCAAGAAAUCAGAGCCAAGAGAGUUGUCCUGGUCCACACAAAUGUCUCAAAGCUCGCUCGCAGAUGGGUCGCACCUUUUGUUGUCAAUCUUUAGGUAAAGUCCUGUUCUGACUACGCAGAAAAGAAGAAAAUGCUGUAUCAUACGAGACUAUCUCUCACCAGCGCAAUCUUAGAGUAAAGCGAAGUUUUUCUCGAAUUU